AUGUCUGCAUCAAAGAUCUUUUAUUCACCAUCACGCUCGAAUGUUAAUGUUUCAAAUGUGUAACCAUAUGGAGGAGACAGAGCACUUUCACCUAGCAGAGCCAAAAUAUCACAGUUAUCAGAAAAACUGUCUAAUCUUUAGCAUUAGAUUGACGAAGAUCAAGCUUUUAAAAAAGAAACUUUUGAAAGCAAGAUUAAAAUUCUAGAAGACAGAGCAACCAAAUAAGCUCAAGGAGAUGAUUCUAAGUUCAAGUUGUUGAAGGAAUAACUCUAAAAGGUUGAAGAGGGCGCUUAAAAUGAAAAAAUCAUUAGAGAAGCUGGAGAUGAGAAAUUGAGAUCAAAAGAUUUAAAGGGAUUAGAAGGAUUUUUGAAUAAGGAAUUAUAAUCGGAAAAAAUAAAUAGAAAAGAUUUUGAAGGAAAAAUAAUUAAGAAUACAGAUGAUAAGGUUUAUAGCUUAAAAUUGGAUUUGGCUAGAUAGAAGAAAUACAGAGAGGAAACUGAAGAAAAGAAUGCUUAGGAGAUUGGAGAUCGUAUUUUAUAAUUAUAAGAAGAAGUAGAGGAGGAGAGAAGAUAAAGAGAAUAGUAAAAUCAAAACACAAUAAAGAGAUUGGGUGAUUCUAUCUUGAAAUUGUAAGAGAUCUUGACCACUGAAAAGAAACAAAGAGAAUAAGCCCAAGGCUAAAUGUUCAGAAUGUUAGAUGAAAUGAACCACUAUUUGAAUAGCGAAUUAACUAGUGAAAAGAAUGAAAGAGAAGCAACAGAAGAGAGUUUGAUCAAUUUGAUCGAUCAAACAUGCAACAGAGUUGAAAAUUCAUUGAGAAAAUGAUAUCAUAUAUCUUAAUACAUUUAAUUUUAAAUAAGAUCUAAUUC
Paramecium tetraurelia is the source of this 869-nucleotide messenger RNA. RefSeq lists its product as uncharacterized. The transcript is spliced from 4 exons. NCBI's taxonomy places the organism in Eukaryota, Ciliophora, Oligohymenophorea, Peniculida, Parameciidae. The record is from RefSeq and is a predicted model, not a curated record.